AUGAAAGAAAUCGAGCGAAAGUUGAAAGAGUGGAAUCAAUCUGAUUUCGGCAACAUUGAUGCAAACAUAAAGAGACUUGAGAACUCAAUAGCAGAUCUAGAUGAAUUGAAUAAUCAGAGAGAUCUUGAUGAGGAAGAACUGGAUAAAAGAAAACAAGCACAGUGUGACUUAUGGAAGUGGAUGAAAAGAAAGGAGUUGUAUUGGGCGCAAAACUCGCGAAUCACGUGGCUCAGAGAAGGGGAUAGAAACACGAAGUUUUUUCAUGCUGUAGCCACAAACAAGAGAAGGAAGAACACAAUAGCAAGCAUUGAUGUGGAUGGACAAUCGGUAAAUGACCCUUCCCAAAUAAAGAACGAGGCAAGAAAGUUCUUUAAAAAAAUUUUCCGAGAAGAAUAUGAGUGCAGACCCACUCUUGAAAAGUUGGAUUUUAAUCGCUUGACUAAAGAUCAAGCAGAUAGCCUUAUUCUUCCUUUCACUAAGGAGGAGAUUGACAUGGCAGUGUCAUCAUGUGACGCCAACAAGGCCCCAGGCCCCGAUGGCUUCAACUUCAAGUUUGUGAAGAGUGCAUGGGAGAUUAUAAAACAUGAUAUGUAUGAAAUUGUGAAUGAAUUCUGGUCCUCAUCAAGCCUUCCCCGUGGCUGCAUGUAA
Beta vulgaris subsp. vulgaris (sugar beet) is the source of this 648-nucleotide messenger RNA. RefSeq lists its product as uncharacterized. Bases 1 to 648 code for a protein of 215 amino acids. The record is from RefSeq and is a predicted model, not a curated record. The transcript has a single exon. Lineage: Eukaryota; Viridiplantae; Streptophyta; Magnoliopsida; Caryophyllales; Amaranthaceae.